AUGGCUAACUCAACCGUUGUCUUUAUCACUGGCGUGAGGACAGGAAUUGGUAAGGCCUUGGCUCAAGCAUAUCUCGCCCGGUCCAACCAUAUUGUCGACACCUCAGACGCGAGUGUCCAGGAGCUCAAAGAUAACCCCGUUGCCAUUGGUUCUAAACUACUUCUCGUUGCCUUCGAGAGCACCUCAAGCACUGACAUUGCAAAGGCCAUCAAGGAAAUUGAGGCUAUUGAUAUCUCCUACAUUCAUCUUGUCAUUGCAAAUGCAGGCGUCUGUCCUGUCCUUACCCCAAUUGCCACAGUUGAUGUGAACGAUGUGAUCACUGCCUUCAAUGUCAACGCGGCCGGCCCUCUUAUUCUCUUCCAGGCAGUCAGGCACUUGCUCGAAAAUUCAAAGAAGUCGCCCAAGUGGGUGUCUAUGUCGAGUGCCGCUGGUUCCAUUGGACUCCUGGAGGCACAAGGUUGUUCUGGAAAUGGUGAAAGCAGUAACACUAACAUUGAUGAUCAUAGGGCCAUACACAGCUCUGAAAAAUGGCUCACUGCCUUCGCUGUCCAUCCUGGUUUGGUCCAGACGGAGACGGGCAACAGGGGUGCAAAGUUAAUAGGACUGGAACUUGCCCCUAACUCUCUGGAAGAAAGCACCAGCAAAACUAUCGCUGUAAUUGACAAAGCCAGCCGCGAGAGCACGUCUGGAAAGUUCUUCAAUGCUAUUGAUGGCACGGAGAUCCCUUGGUAAAGAGUAUAUCUAUGAGUGCGGCCUGGAAUGGAAGCAAAAACGAAAGCUAAAUGUACUUAUAUUCGGGAUAGUACCUCUUGAAGUUGAUAGACUACAGAAACUUGCC
Molecule: messenger RNA, 838 nt
Organism: Paecilomyces variotii
Lineage: Eukaryota; Fungi; Ascomycota; Eurotiomycetes; Eurotiales; Thermoascaceae
Exons: 5
Coding region: 1-732 (243 amino acids)
Source: RefSeq, a predicted model, not a curated record